Messenger RNA from Aspergillus campestris IBT 28561, 2428 nucleotides. RefSeq names its product transcription factor domain-containing protein. Lineage: Eukaryota; Fungi; Ascomycota; Eurotiomycetes; Eurotiales; Aspergillaceae. Gene Ontology annotation, cellular component: nucleus. Bases 1 to 2226 code for a protein of 741 amino acids. The record is from RefSeq and is a predicted model, not a curated record. Gene Ontology annotation, biological process: DNA-templated transcription; regulation of DNA-templated transcription. The transcript has 6 exons. Gene Ontology annotation, molecular function: DNA binding; zinc ion binding; DNA-binding transcription factor activity, RNA polymerase II-specific.
AUGUCUCGUCCUCAGAUCAGUAUCGACCGGCUGACGCCCCGCCGUGUCAAUGCCGAGCCUCGUGAGUCGAUGAACUGCAAGUCGUGCCGUAAGAGAAAGAUCAAGUGUAAUCGCCUACGCCCCAGCUGCGAAGCCUGCAAGGUCUUCCAAAGCCCGUAUGCCAUUCCCAAGAAACGCGGCCCCAAGACCGAUGUCCUGGAGGCCCUGCUCAAACGGGUCGACGGACUCGAGAAACGUCUGCAGGACGACAGUCAUCCGCUGUCGCCUGAGUCCUCGUCGUCUCCUGUCAGAGCUUUGGAGCCAUCGUCCACCAACUUUGCGGCUCCCCCCCCUCCCCGGGGCUUUGCGCCCCCGACUCUCCAGUCCCAGCCCCAGUCCCAGCCUCCUUCUCAACAUCACAGCCGACUCCCAGAUGCCAUGCUCGAUGCCUACUUUGCUCGUCUGCAUGGCAAGCCGUACUAUAUCCUGGAUGAGGCGUCCACGCGCCAGCGUCACCAACUUGGCCACCUACCCGCCGCUCUGUCCAUGGCCAUCUAUGCGUUGACAUCGAAAUACACCAACCCGACUUCCCCUCUGCCGAGUCUGGACUACGCCCGCCAGGCCAGACGUAUGAUCGAUGUGGACAACCCCUCCAUCGAUAGUCUGCAGACCCUAUUGAUGCUUUCCCAGGCCUUCUUCGCCCACGGCUGUGGGAAGAAGGCCUACAUGACGCUAGCAAACGCCGUGGCCAUGGUCGUCACCCUCGACCUGUACCGGGAAGUGCCCGCUCCAACGGCCCUAUCCGCAGCGGACCGCGAAACGCGACGCCGUCUGUUCUGGACCGUGUACAUCAUGGACCGCUUCCUAGCGGCAGGCUCCCAGCGGCCCUGUCUGAUCGCCGACCCCUCCAUCGUGCUGCGUCUGCCGUCCGUCGGAUCCGAGGUCGGCGAGCUGUUCGACCCCGCCGGCCCCAACAUCCAGUACGUCCCAGACAGACGCAAAGGGCCCGGGCCGGCGGCCUUGCUGGCAGACAUCACGCGCAUCCUCGGCGUCACCCACCGCUAUCUAGCGGCCGGCGGCGUCAAAGGCGACUCCCACUUCCCGUGGCACGCGCUGUCCAACCUCUCCAAGAUCCGCCAGGAGCUGGACCUCUGGGCCGCAGGCACACAGGACCUUUUCGCCUCCAUCGAGGCCCUCUUCGGCCACGCAGAGAGCACCACCCUGCUGCUCAGCAAGCUCAUCUACCACGUCGUACACUGCCUGCUGUACCGACCCUUCCUCCCCAUCGACCUCGCCGAGCUCCGCGGCACAGGCCAGCACCAGUCGUGGCAGAUCGAAGCCACAACGCUGUGCUUCUCGCACGCCAACGCCAUCGCCGAGCUCGUCGAGCUCGCCCGCCACGCGCCCCGCAUCGAGUGGCCCUCUCUCAUCGCCUACUGCGUCUGCACGGCCGGCACCGUCCACGUCCACGGCGUGCACUACCACGGCCGCGAGGGCGAGGUGUUUGCGUCGAGUGCGGACUUCCUCGCCCGCGAAAUGCACCAGCUGGCCUGGUUGCGCCAGUCUUGGGCGGGUGUCCAGCAUCAUCGGGAGAUGCUGCAGGCUAUUUCGUCCGUGCAUGCGGAUUUGGUAAGGGCGCUGGCUGCGCGGCCGAUUCGCUUUGCGCCGGUUUUCCAUCUCGAGGACUUUUUGGAUCGGUAUCCGGGGUUGGUGGUGGAGAGUGGGCAUGUGCGGUUGGUGGAUGUUGAUGAGUUCACCCCCUUCUCCCGCCCCGACCUCCAAGAUCACCGCCCCUACGGAAUCCCCCCCGCAACACCAAUCCUCCCCUCCCAAGGCCGCUCAAACUCAAUCAGCGGCCCUCACCACCACCACCACCCCACAGCCGCAGACCUAGGCCUGGACCCCAGCAGCUCAGGACUAGGCUUCUCCUCCUCAUCCGGCAGCAGCACGCCCCCAACAACAACAACAUUCCUCUCCGAGGCGCCCACCCCACCCAACCAAUCCCACUACGCGACCUUCCCAUUCGACGCCUCCAUCGCGGGGGCGCACGCGCUGACGCCUGGGGGCCAGUCCCAGGGGAGCACGACUGGGAGUGGGACUGGUACGGCGGGGGGUGAUGCGGGGUCGGAGAAGGACCCGUUUUUGAGCUUGCUGGAGCAGUUGGCGGAGAAUGAGCACUCGCAGGGGGGGCCUAGCGAGUUGGACUUUUUUCUGGGAGGGGAGUUGGAGAGGAGGGAAGAUGCUUAAAGGCCUCUCUCUAUCUAGUUGGUGGUUUUGUUGAUGGUUUUGUUGAUGUUGGUUGAUGUUGUUGGUUGAUGUUUUGAUGAUACCCUAUACCCUUACCUUUUUGCCCUUCCCGCCCUUAUCCUUACCCUGUGUCUUGCCAUGAAUACCCAUUGUUUGGAAAAGUCGUCGUCCUUUUUUUAUUUCUCUCUUCACUCUCACUCAC